Messenger RNA from Brassica napus (rape), 1281 nucleotides. RefSeq lists its product as uncharacterized. The record is from RefSeq and is a predicted model, not a curated record. The transcript has 2 exons. Bases 70 to 1137 code for a protein of 355 amino acids. Lineage: Eukaryota; Viridiplantae; Streptophyta; Magnoliopsida; Brassicales; Brassicaceae. Gene Ontology annotation, cellular component: nucleus.
AGGCAAUUGACACGCAACAAAUACUCUCGAGAUAUCUCCGUCUGGUCUCGUCUCUCCCUCUCGAAUCGAAUGGACUCUCUGGUAGCGAGCUACGCUUCGUCGGACGAAGAAGAAGAAGAAGAAGUUGAACCAUCUCUCACCGUAAAAUCAUCUUCCUCCGUGUUCUCAGCUAUUCCUCAACCUAACCAAUCCAGAUCUUCCAAAGUCGAGGCUUUUAAUUCAUCUUCGUCCACUCGAGGAUCUUUCCUCUCCUCUCUCCCUCCUCCCAAAUCCUCCACCUCUCGCCAGCAAAACCCAUCUCCGUCCCUACCCAAACGCGUCGUUCAGAUCAAGCUUCCCGUAAACCCUAGACCGACCAAUCUCGAUGACGAAGACGACGAAGAGGAGGGGAAAGCGAGGAAGAAGCGUAGACAGAUGGAAUCCGCCGCUGCUGCAUCGAACAAUUCGUCAGUGAAAUCGUUCUUAUCCGCCAUGCCUGCUCCAAAGAGCUCGCAAGCACUCGGCGCUCUUCCUUCGUUAGGAUCAGGAUCAGGAUCAGGAUCAGGAUCGGGGCGAAGAUCGAUUCUUGAAACAGAGACGCCAAGUACUGAUCAAACGCAGUCGUUUAGUAGCGAGGCGGAACAAGUAGAUAACUAUUAUGCUGGUUACGAGCAGAACCCUAGUGGAAAUGUAGAUGCUUUUGGUUAUUGUGGAUAUGAGCACAACUCUAGUGGAAGUGGAGAUGUUGUGUCUGCUUAUGUGGGGUAUGAUGGUGGUGGUGGUAAUGCUUGGAACGGUGGUGGUGGGUUUGAGGGGACGACGGGAGUGCCUGAGGCGUUUAUGGCGAUGGAUAGUGGUGCGAGGAGAGGCAGGAGAGGGAGGAAUGAUUUUCCCACGGAGAUAGUUGAGGUUAAGCUGGAUGAUCUCAUGAAGAAUAGGCCGAGAGUUGAUCAAGUUAAAUCUACUGGGAUUGCUUUUGGACCUGCGUAUCAGCCCGAGUCAUCUUCAUCUAAGGGGAAAGUGUCAAAGCUUCACAAGAGAAAGCAUCAGAUCACUGCGUUAUUCAUGGACAUGAAGCACAAAGAGUCGGAGCUAGCAGAGAGGCGUUCAAAAGGAUUGCUCACUAAAGCCGAGACACAAGCUAAAUACGGAUGGUGAUUUGCUCUUUGUUUCUCUUAAUCAUGUGAGAUUGGCAACAGAUUUUCUGUAACUCUUUUUUUGUUCCUUUCUAAGCUUUGAAUGUAAUACUCAUUUACUUAUAUGAAUGAAUCUACACUCAGCAGAAUGCUUUACAAGGCUUUA